This is a messenger RNA of Gasterosteus aculeatus aculeatus (three-spined stickleback), 3403 nucleotides long. NCBI's taxonomy places the organism in Eukaryota, Metazoa, Chordata, Actinopteri, Perciformes, Gasterosteidae. The record is from RefSeq and is a predicted model, not a curated record.
GAUACAAGGUGAAAGGAUUGUUCCACAGAUUGAUCCUGGAAGACUCUUGUUUGUGCAGUGAGGAGGAUUCUGUUAAAGAGGACCUUUGACCCUGUGUACACAACUCAGAUUGAAACUAAACCAGUCGGACUUUGGACUUUGAUGGUGAUAUGACGAUAUAAAGGAUAACAAGCUGCAUCACUUCACUCCGUCUGAUGGAGGCUGAAGUGAAGCACGGAGCUCCUUUUCUACACGGACCUGCUGAGGACAGAAGAGAGCUGCACACUGAGAAAGUUGAUGUCUCCAAUGUCAGUGAAGCUGUGAACCGCCUUCAAACUUCCCUAAAAUCAUCCAACUUGGGUCCACAAAGAGAACGCUGACUUCAUCAGAGAUGGAGAAAGUCAAGAAGGAGAUCCUCAACAUUUUAGAGGAGCUCAAGAAGGAGGACUUCAAACAGUUCAAGUGGUACCUGGAGAACUAUCCAAGCUCAGAAGACCUCCGAGCAAUCCCAAUCUGUGACCUGGAAAAAGCAGACAGGAUGAACACAGUGGACCUGAUGGUUCGGUGCUACGACACAGACUUGGUUCAGGUGGCCAUCACGGUUUUGAAAGACAUGCAGAAGAACAAUCUGGCCGAAAAAUUAUCUAGAACAAAAUCUACGGGCAAACUGAAUCCUGUGGGAGGAGAUAGAGGUCAAGAGAUUAUCGCCAACUGUCAACGUGAACUCAAAUCCAACCUGAAGGAGAAGUUCCAGUGUGUGUUUGAGGGGAUCGCUAAAGCAGGAAACACAACCCUUCUGAAUGAGAUCUACUCAGAGCUCUACAUCACAGAGGGAGGGACUGCAGAGGUCAAUCAAGAACAUGAGGUCAGGCAGAUUGAAACAGCAUCCAGGAAAUCAGACAGACCAGAAACAACCAUCAGACUAGAAGACCUCUUCAAAGCCUCAGCUGGAAGCAAGAAACCAAUGAGAACACUGAUGACAAAGGGAGCGGCUGGCAUUGGGAAAACAGUCUUAACACAGAAGUUUAUUCUGGACUGGGCUGAAGACAAAGACCACCAGGACAUACAGUUCACAUUUCCAUUCACCUUCAGAGAGCUGAAUGUGCAGAGAGAGAAGAAGUACAGCUUGGUGGGACUUGUUCAUGACUUCUUCAGUGAAACCAAAGCAGCAGAAAUCUGCCGGUUUGAAGAGUUCCAGGUUGUGUUCAUCUUUGACGGUCUGGAUGAGUGUCGACUUCCUCUGAACUUCCACAACAAUGAGAUCCUGACUGAUGUCAAAAAGUCCGCCUCAUUGGAUGUGCUCCUCACAAACCUCAUCAAGGGGAAGCUGCUUCCCACUGCUCGCCUCUGGAUAACCACACGCCCUGCAGCAGCCAAUCAGAUCCCUGCUGAGUGUGUCAGCAGGGUGACAGAGGUCAGAGGGUUCACUGACCUCCAGAAGGAGGAGUACUUCAAGAAGAGGUUCAGAGAUGAGGAGCAGGCCAGCAGGAUCAUCUCUCACAUCAAGACCUCACGAAGCCUCCACAUCAUGUGCCACAUCCCAGUCUUCUGCUGGAUCACUGCUACAGUUCUGGAGGAGGAGUUGAAGACCAGAGAGGGAGGAGAGCUGCCCAAGACGCUGACUCAGAUGUACAUCCAAUUCCUGGUGGUACAGUCAGUGGUAAAGAAGGACAAGUACGAUGGAGGAGCUGAGACAGAUCGUCGCUGGAAUCCAGAGAGCCGGAAGAUGAUCAAGUCUCUGGGAAAACUGGCCUUUGAUCAGAUGCAGAAAGGCAACCUGAUCUUCUAUGAAUCAGACCUGACAGAGUGUGGCAUCGAUAUCAAAGCAGCCUCAGUGUACUCAGGAGUGUUCACUGAAAUCUUUAGAGAAGAGAAAGGAGUGUGUCAAGAGGUGUUCUGCUUCGUCCAUCUGAGUGUUCAGGAGUUUCUGGCUGCUCUUCAUGUCCAUCUGACCUUCAUCAGCUCUGUCUGUAGAAUCAAACCCAAACGUUUCUACCUGAGUGCUGUGGACAAGGCCUUACAGAGUCCUAAUGGACACCUGGACUUGUUCCUCCGAUUCCUUCUGGGUCUUUCACUGGAGACCAAUCAGGCUGCCGUGCGAGGUCUGCUGACACAGACAGGAAGUCGCUCACAGACCAACCAGAGAACAGUCCAGUACAUCAAGAAGAAGAUCAGUGAGAAUGUGUCUACAGAGAAAAGCAUCAAUCUGUUCCACUGUCUGAAUGAACUGAAUGAUGAUUCUCUAGUGAAGGAGAUCCAACAGUCCCUUAGUUCAGGACAUCUCUCCACAGAUAAACUGUCUCCUGCUCAGUGGUCAGCUCUGGUCUUCAUCUUACUGUCCUCAGAAAGAGAUCUGGAGGUGUUUGACCUGAAGAAAUACUCUGCUUCAGAGGAGGCUCUUCUGAGGCUGCUGCCAGUGGUCAAAGCCUCCAACAAAGCUCUACUGAGGGACUGUAACCUCUCAGAGAGAAGCUGUGAAGCUCUGUCCUCAAUGCUCCGCUCCCAGUCCUCUAGUCUGAAAGAGCUGGAUCUGAGUAACAGCGACCUGCAGGAUUCAGGAGUGGAGCUGCUGUGUGCUGGACUGAAGACUCCACACUGUGACCUGGAGACUCUCAGACUGAGUGGCUGUAACCUCACAGAGAGAAGCUGUGAAGCUCUUUCCUCAGUUCUCAGCUCCCAGUCCUCGAGUCUGAGAGAGCUGGAUCUCAGUAACAACAACCUGCAGGAUUCAGGAGUGAAGCUUCUGUCUAGUGGACUGGAGAGUCCACACUGUCACCUGGAGACUCUAAGGGUGGAGCCUGCUGGAGUCCGAUGGUUGAGACCAGGUCUGAGGAAGUAUUCCUGUGAACUCACAAUCGACACAAACACAGUAAACAGAAAACUCAAACUGUCUGACAACAACAGGAAGGUGACAUGUGGGGUGGACGAUCAGUCAUUUCCUGAUCAUCCAGACAGAUUUGAGUCCUUCCCUCAGCUGCUCUGUAGAUCUGGUCUGACUGGUCGCUGUUACUGGGAGGUUGAGUGGAGCGGAGAAGUUAAUGUAUCAGUGAGUUACAAAGGAAUCAAUAGGAAAGGAUACAGUGAUGACUGUCGGUUUGGAUUGAAUGAUCAGUCCUGGUAUCUAGGGUGCUCUGAUAAAGGUUACUUUGUCUGUCACAAUAAGACAGUUACACGCAUCACCUCCUCCUCCUCCUCCUCCUCUGGUUACUUUGUCUGUCACAAUAAGACAGUUACACGCAUCACCUCCUCCUCCUCCUCCUCCUCUGGUAGAGUAGCAGUGUAUGUGGACUGUCCUGCUGGCUCUUUGUCCUUCUUCACAGUCUCCUCCGACACACUGAUCCACCUCCACACCUUCAACACCACAUUCACUGAACCUCUUUAUCCUGGGUUCGGGUUCAGUCCUGGUUCCUCAGUGGCUCUGUGU